Messenger RNA from Echinococcus granulosus, 465 nucleotides. Its product is annotated as Bestrophin-1. NCBI's taxonomy places the organism in Eukaryota, Metazoa, Platyhelminthes, Cestoda, Cyclophyllidea, Taeniidae. Gene Ontology annotation, molecular function: chloride channel activity. The record is from RefSeq and is a predicted model, not a curated record. Bases 1 to 465 code for a protein of 154 amino acids. The transcript has 4 exons.
AUGACAGUACAGUACAACCAGGAUGUUCUUACCGGAGGUCCAGUGGUAUUUUUGCGUCUACUUCUAAGAUGGAAAGGCUGUGUAAUCAAACUAAUCUACAUUGACUUCAUCGUCUUUAUCCUCGCCUAUGCAGUCGUUAGUUGUAUCUACCGUUUUGCUCUAACGGCAAGUCAACAGAAGCAAUUCGAAAGUGUGGUGCUGUAUGUCUUCGACUUUCAACAGAUGAUCCCAAUCUCCUUCAUUCUUGGUUUCUACGUUCAAUUGGUGUUUUCUCGCUUUUGGCAACAAUUCAAUUCUGUGCCAUGGGUCUUCACUCCAACCCUGGCAGUGAUUGGGGCCAUUCAAGACUUCAUGUGGCUGCUAAGAAACGAUUUCCUACUACGCAACACCUCGUUCAAGCUGAGUGGACGCAAGAUCAAGUACUCAUCCAUGAACUUACCUAUUGUGCCUACAUGCAUUCAGUAA